UAUUAUUAUUAUUAUAAAUAAGAAAUUUUAAGGGGAUGGUAAAGUUGUAAAUUUUUAAAUUUAGAGGCAAAUUCGUAAUUUCAUUUAGAGGGGUUGGCGAUAAAAUAAAAAGGAUGGCGAAGUUUAAGGAUUGAGAUUACUAAUUAGUCAAAAUUAUAUGAGGUGUUCUCCCGGGUACGUGUUGAGACCAAUCAGUAAUUGCCACGUAUUCAAACCCGAAAAAAGAACAUGGACAUCCGAAGUCGGACUCCAUUCCCCUUCUCCUCUCUUUUCUCGCCCUCUUAAAAACCACAGACCGGGGAAAACCUUUCGUCGGAAAAAAUGGAGGAUAAAAGACAUGGCAGAAGAUCAAUACAGAUCUACAUGGUAUUAGGACUCUUAUUUAGCUACUAUGUGUCGGAGCUAUCUGGUCUCGCCGUCACUGUUAACGACAUGGAGUGUGUGUAUGAGUAUGUUCUUUACGAAGGUGACACUAUUUCUGGUAACUUUGUUGUUGUUGAUCAUGAUAUCUUCUGGAGUUCCGAUCAUCCCGGAAUCGAUUUUACUGUGACAUCACCAGCAGGUAAUGUUGUCCACACUCAGAAAGGAACAUCUGGUGACAAGUUUGAAUUUAAAGCUCCCCGAAGUGGGAUGUAUAAAUUCUGCUUCCACAACCCGUACUCAGCACCAGAGACUGUCUCUUUCCACAUUCAUGUUGGGCAUAUUCCAACCGAGCAUAAUCUUGCAAAAGAUGAGCAUUUGGAUCCAAUCAAUGUAAAAAUUGCUGAGCUAAGAGAAGCAUUAGAGUCUGUAACAUCAGAGCAGAAGUAUUUAAAAGCACGUGAUGCACGUCAUCGUCACACAAACGAGAGUACUAGAAAGCGUGUCAUCUUUUAUACAUUAGCUGAAUACUUGAUGCUGAUAGUAGCAAGUGGGCUUCAAGUGGUAUACAUACGCCGGCUCUUCAACAAGUCUGUAGGUUACAACCGUGUUUGAUUUGUUACGAUUCACUAGUUGUAGUUACGAAAUUGAAGUUCACGAGUUAUGUUUUAUCGACGUUUUUUUGCUACACAUAUAUGUUCGCCAUAGUUAUGUUUUAUGUAAAGAGUUUUAUACAUCACUGAAACUUUCAUCCGUUAUA
Molecule: messenger RNA, 1120 nt
Organism: Amaranthus tricolor (Joseph's coat)
Lineage: Eukaryota; Viridiplantae; Streptophyta; Magnoliopsida; Caryophyllales; Amaranthaceae
Product: transmembrane emp24 domain-containing protein p24beta3-like
Exons: 4
Coding region: 322-975 (217 amino acids)
Biological process (GO): intracellular protein transport; endoplasmic reticulum to Golgi vesicle-mediated transport; Golgi organization
Cellular component (GO): endoplasmic reticulum-Golgi intermediate compartment; COPII-coated ER to Golgi transport vesicle; endoplasmic reticulum
Source: RefSeq, a predicted model, not a curated record